Messenger RNA from Carassius auratus (goldfish), 4099 nucleotides. It is a transcript of the gene cert1a, whose product is annotated as ceramide transporter 1a. Gene Ontology annotation, molecular function: lipid binding. The coding region runs from base 841 to 2433 and encodes 530 amino acids. The record is from RefSeq and is a predicted model, not a curated record. The transcript has 16 exons. Gene Ontology annotation, biological process: ER to Golgi ceramide transport. Lineage: Eukaryota; Metazoa; Chordata; Actinopteri; Cypriniformes; Cyprinidae.
GCUUAUCGCGACUCUUCGUUUGCUGAGGUGAGCUCUUAUGUGUACGCGUGCGUGGGUGAUGCAGGCUGGGGUGGAUGGGCUUUUUUUUACUCUCAGUCGUCCAGCUGCAUGAAUAAUGCAUGAGUAUAUUCAGUCAUCUGAAGAGGCAUCUUGGAAAGCUCUGCGUUGCAAGAAGACUUCUGAACCAAAAUAAAGGGCUUGAUUGGAUCAGGAUCUCAGUAGUGUUGGUGAGGUUCAAGAAAGCAUCAGUCCAUUUUAAGAUGAGCGCUGAGCUGAGGAGUAUCGCACAAGACGGAGACAAGAGCACACGCCCAGCAGCAUCUGAUUUAAUGCUCUUUUAGACUCCUUAAACGCACACGCUCUCACAUUCACUUACACACUGCUUGGUUAGAUGCGGCAGAGGUUCUGGAUGAUUUAUAUUGACCUUAUUGCAGUACGGUGAGUGUAGCAUGUGCGGCACCUCUGGGAGUUUCAGUGUCUGUAUGGUUUGCCAUCUCUCUCUCGCUCUCUGUCUCUCUCUCCCCUCCACAUGCUUUGCAGACCCACCCACAAUUCCUCUGGCUUUAUACUGCCUCAGAAACUCACCUCACAUAAUUUCUUCACAACAUUUCCGAUGCUAAUGGCUUCACUGCUGCUUUAAAGCGGAGAACGGAAAGAAACUUGUCUCCUUGUUUGUUCCCGCUCGACCAUGUGCUUGUGAAAUCGAAUUCUGGGAGUGUCCAGGAAGAGAGCUGGGAAUUCGUCAAGUGUCCGGAGUGUGGUGUUUGGAGAAAGUACUGGGAAUUCUUGGACGGUCCAGAGAGUGAGCACUUUUGGGAGUGUCUGGAAAGAGCGGUGGUCAUGCUGGAGUCGAGCACUCAGGACUGCAGCAGUGCAUUGUCCUGCUUUGGCUGCUGGAAUGGGCGAAUGGCUGAGUCAGGCUAUGGGUCUGAGAGCAGUUUACGCCGCCAUGGCUCCCUACUGUCCCUCACCUCUGCUGCCAGCGGCCUCUCCACCACCUCCGCAUCCUCCUUCAAGAAGGGAUACAGCCUGCAGGAAAAGCUAGCGGAGAUGGAGACCUUCAGGGACAUUCUCUGCAGACAGGUUGACACACUGCAGAAGUAUUUUGACAACUGCGCAGAUAUUGACAGUAAAGAUGAUCUCCACAGGGACAAAGCAUCUGAUGAUGAAGAAGAUUUUCCAACCUCACGGCCUAAUGGAGAUUAUCUGCUAAACAACAACAACAGCAGUAAAGAGAAAUUAUUCUCUGUGGACAGCCUCAAAGGUUCCUUAGGCAUCGAUUUCAAAGGUGAAGCCAUCACGUUUAAAGCUACAACAGCAGGAAUCCUGUCCACACUGUCCCACUGCAUCGACAUUUUGGUCAAAAGAGAAGAGAGCUGGCAAAGACGACUUGAUAAGGAAAUUGAAAGGAGAAGACGUGCUGAAGACGCCUAUAAAGCUGCACUGACGGAGCUGAAGAAGAAGCCUCAUUAUGGAGGACCGGACUAUGAAGAAGGACCAAACAGCCUGAUCAAUGAAGAGGAGUUCUUCGAUGCUGUGGAAGCUGCAUUGGAUAAGCAUGACCAGAUCGAAGAGCAAUCGCAGGCAGAAAGGAGCUGGGCAUCUCGACAGAUCUCCCUCCCUCCAGACACCUAUUCCUCCGUCAGCACUCAGAAAUACUUGACUAAGCCUCGCAGUCAUACUUCCUCCUUGUCCUCGGUUGACCUCAUAAGUGCCUCCGAUGACGUGCACAGGUUCAGUGCUCAGGUUGAGGAGAUGGUGCAGAGCCACAUGACUUAUUCUCUACAGGAUGUGGGUGGAGAUGCUAACUGGGAGCUGGUUGUUGAAGAAGGUGAUAUGAAGGUGUACAGGAGAGAAGUGGAGGAGAAUGGCAUCGUUCUGGAUCCGCUCAAAGCUACUCAUGCUGUCAAAGGGGUUACAGGACACGAGGUCUGCCACUACUUUUGGGACACAGCUUUUCGGAACGACUGGGAGACAACUGUUGAAAGCUUUCAAGUGGUUGAGACACUCUCAGAUAAAGCAGUUAUCAUUCAUCAGACCCACAAGAGGGUAUGGCCUGCCUCCCAGAGAGAUGUGCUUUAUGUAUCAGUUAUCCGUAAAAUUCUCUCCACCAAUGAGAAUGAUCCAGACACGUGGCUGGUGUGCAACUUCUCAGUGGAUCAUGACAGCUAUCCACCCUCUGCUAGAUGCAUUCGUGCCAAAAUCAAUGUAGCCAUGAUCUGUCAAACUUUAAUCAGCCCACCAGAGGGAGACAAAGAGAUCACCAGAGACAACAUCCUCUGUAAAAUCACAUAUGUGGCCAAUGUAAAUCCUGGUGGUUGGGCCCCUGCAUCAGUCUUACGAGCAAUAGCCAAGAGAGAAUACCCCAAAUUCCUCAAACGCUUCACCUCGUAUGUUCAAGAGAAGAGCAGCGGUGAUGCUAUUCUCUUUUGAGCAACACCGGGUUGUUCAAUCUACAUUUCCAGUUUGCUUUCUGACUCUAAUGAAGUAACGCCUUAUACACAUCACUCACAACAAAGAGCUGCUCAGCCAAAGUGCUCUUGACACUCUUCAGAAACUUUGUCGAAGCGUUUCCAUACAGACUGAACAACAGCGGUACACCAAAGUCUGUGAAAGCACCUUUGAACAGUACAAACACACUAGAAAAACCAACACAGCCUGUUCAUCUUUAAAAGGCCUUUUGUUAAAGUGUUUUACAUUUUUGUAAAUAUUUGAUCAUAGUUUGAGGUCUGACAAUGGUCUUGAGGAGAUAAUAUACUGGUAACUUGAUGCCUUGAUCUAAUCCCAGCAUAAUCUCAGCUGUACAUGAGCUUUUUUCACUGACCUUGUCUAGGAGCCAUUUCUCUUAAGAAGACCCUUUCUAGCUCGGAUGAUCAAGAUCAAGUCUUAACAUCUUUUGUACAGUUAGUUAAUCUAAAUGUAUACGAUUAUUUACAUGUGAAUGCAUUACAAAUUUAGAUUCUUGUAAUUCACAAAUGUGGCUUUAGGCAAAGUGUGCAUUUAUUGGGAACUGCUUGUAUAAGAAAGUAGUCAAAGUAUAGGGUUUUUUGGUAGGCCUGUGAAAAGUUGUUAGUGACUUAAUAGACCAUAAUUGCCUUUCUUUUCUCUUUUAUGUUUUUUUUUUUUUUUUAAGUUUGUUUUGUUUUAAUUUCCAGAAGUUUCAAAAAUAAUAAUUUCUGCAGAUAGGUGGCACUUUAUUACACGCAUGCCUUUUUUGGGCCCUAUAACAGCAAUUUAAACAAUGUCAUUCCAUUUCUGGUUCAUCUCUAGAUAUUGGGCUUCCAUCUACAAAAUCUGUGGAGAAUUACUGCAGUUGUGCCAUCUAUGCCUCUGAAAGAGAGGGAAUUGUAAUGACAUUUCACAGUUUAAUAUAACUUUCUGUGGUCUGAUUCACUAUAUGGAGGAUGUAAUGAAUCGAGGACAUUUCUAAUUUCACUAGUCUUAAAGGGAUAGUUCAUCCAAAAAUGACGAUUCUGUCAAUUAAAAAUUUUCUCACCCUAAUGUUGUUCCAAACCUGAAUGAUUGAUAUUUUUAUAUAUAUAUACACACACACACACAUAUAUCUUUUUUUUUUUAAGAUGAUUUUCUCCAUAAUGUGGCCAUCAGUGGUAACCAAGUUCUGCUUGGUCACCAAUAUGUUUUUUGUUCUUUUGAAAUCAGUUCAGGUUUGGAACAACUAGAGUACAUUUUGUUUAUUUUGUGUGAACUAUCCAUUUGAGGUCAUGAUUUCAUGUUGAAUUUGUGUUUUCUGUAACAUUGUUUGCACUAAACAAUCAGAUUUUUUUUUAAAUCCCACCUUAGUCUUUCCAUAAUAAUACUUGAGUUCAGAAUGCCUGAUUUGAAGUAAGGUUUAAGUUCUACAUUGAUUGCAUCACUUGCCUGCCACUACUAAUUUGCUGCUGCAGUUCUGCUUCAAGCACUUUUAUAUUUAGUGUACUAGGGUGAAACACUUUGUUCAUGACAGCAAGAACAAGAAACUUUCUGAAAUUUUAUUUUAUUUUGAGAUUGAUCUACAAAUGUUGAAUGCUUUUGAAAAAAGAAAAUGUAAAUGACUUCUUUCUACAUGUAUCACCAACUUAAUGAAACCAAAUUUUAUGAA